This is a messenger RNA of Oryzias latipes (Japanese medaka), 4582 nucleotides long. RefSeq names its product D(1) dopamine receptor. Lineage: Eukaryota; Metazoa; Chordata; Actinopteri; Beloniformes; Adrianichthyidae. Gene Ontology annotation, cellular component: plasma membrane. Gene Ontology annotation, biological process: adenylate cyclase-activating adrenergic receptor signaling pathway; positive regulation of MAPK cascade; G protein-coupled dopamine receptor signaling pathway. Gene Ontology annotation, molecular function: dopamine neurotransmitter receptor activity, coupled via Gs; G protein-coupled receptor activity. The record is from RefSeq and is a predicted model, not a curated record.
AUGUCCCUCAGAGUUCACCUCACGGCUCUUUAUGGAAUUAAUCCCAUCGAAGCGCAGUUCAAGUGCGCCUCUCGUUUGUUUCUACCCCCUUGAUCUGCGCAGAUGGGUCGAUUUAAACACUGGGGAACCUGUUGUAAUGUGAGGUUUCACAUCAGGACUGAGCACCGAAAGAUCCCACGCAGUUUUGGCUGAAAUGCCACUUUGCGUGGAGUGGGACAGCGCAGCAUCGUGUGAAACUUGAGGCGGCUGGAUCUGUCCGUGGGCGCGCACCGUGCCUGCAAGAGGACGCGUGACAUUCCCGCGGUGUGUGUAUGUUUUUGGAGACGUAGAGCGGCGUGGCUCGAAUAACCGGAGCCUUCUGUGAUAUUUUGUGGGAUAUGGAGACCGGAUGUCUUCUGGACGGACCUUUGCUUGUGAAAUUUACCGGCAGGCGGCUGGAUAUUUGCUAUUUUGAAUGUAUUGUCAAGCCACGGAUGAUCCCCUUGUUUCAGUCAAGAUCAUUGUAGAUUCCUCUUCAGCGGACAGCAUGUAGCAGGACUCUCCAGUGUGCCGUAAAUGCCUAACCAAGAGGUGCACAGGAAUGGAUCUCAUGAACUUUACAACUGUAAUUGAUAAUGGAUUUUUGGAUGAAACGCCAUCGAGCCGUGUCCUGACUGGCUGUUUUCUCUCCCUGCUCAUCCUCACCACCUUGUUGGGAAACACUCUCGUCUGCGCCGCCGUCACCAAGUUUAGGCACCUGCGCUCCAAGGUGACCAACUUUUUCGUGAUCUCGCUGGCGGUGAGUGACCUUUUGGUCGCCAUCCUGGUGAUGCCGUGGAAGGCGGUGACAGAGAUUGCAGGCUUCUGGCCAUUUGGGUCUUUCUGUGACACCUGGGUGGCGUUUGACAUUAUGUGCUCCACAGCAUCCAUUUUGAACCUUUGCGUCAUAAGCUUGGACCGGUACUGGGCCAUCUCAAGUCCCUUUCGUUAUGAAAGGAAGAUGACACCCAGGGUUGCCUAUGUGAUGAUUAGCGUGGCCUGGACCUUGUCUGUCCUCAUUUCCUUCAUACCCGUGCAACUGAACUGGCACAAGGCCCAGACUAAAUCUUUCAAGCCUUUCACUGAGUCAUUUGUGUCACUGGGCUCAAACGGUACAUCGCACCGCAACCCAGAGAACUGUGACUCUAGCCUGAACAGGACCUAUGCCAUCUCCACCUCACUGAUAAGCUUUUACAUCCCUGUGGCCAUCAUGGUGGCCACAUACACUCAGAUCUACCGCAUCGCUCACAGACAAAUCCGGAGGAUCUCUGCUCUAGAGCGCGCGGCUGAAAGCGCCAAGAACAGGCACAACAGCAUGGGCAGAGGCUCCAGCAUCACAGAGUCUGAGAGCUCUUUCAAAAUGACUUUCAAGAGGGAGACUAAAGUGCUGAAGACGCUGUCUGUGAUAAUGGGAGUGUUUGUGUGCUGCUGGCUCCCAUUCUUCAUCCUAAACUGCAUGGUGCCCUUCUGCGAGCAGUCGAGCGGAGGAGAGGCUUUCCCCUGCAUCAGCCCCACCACCUUUGACGUGUUUGUGUGGUUCGGCUGGGCUAAUUCCUCCCUCAACCCCAUCAUAUAUGCCUUCAAUGCUGAUUUCCGCAAGGCCUUCUCCAUCCUGCUGGGCUGCCACAGACUGUAUCCAGGAGGCCACAACAUACAGACAGCCAGUCUAAACAAGAAAUGACUCAUGGCUCUGCCAGCACUGACUCAUUCCUUGAUUCUAAAAAGUCCGAGAGUUCUUGUUGCAGCUGGUCUGAUUGACUUCAAAUGAAGAUGCAGCUGUCCGUGCUAACUCUUCGAAUGACUGAAGGGCAAUGUAACACUGUCUAUGCCCACGCUUGCGUUGAGCGAGCGGCCGAGAGCUCGCUCUGCUCGGCGUGGCCGUUCCAGGCCACAGCAGGGAGAAACUCCUGGGACAGGAAAGGGGAUUUGGGAUGGAGAUAAAGACUUUCUGGUGCGGUGCCAGGGAUCUGAGGGGGCAGCGGUGCUGACAUUCAGCUUGGAUAAAUAAUCCCCAGAGUGGGCAGAACACAUCUUGUCAGACACUGCUGUCCUCCUUACCAUCAAAUGCACUUACACAACAGAGCAUGCCAUCAACGCAUACAAAUGCUGCAUAACCCCAGCUGACACACUUAUACAAAUGACAUGCAUUACAUUGCAUUACAUUAAAAUCCUGGACUCCGCAAGGACCUCAGAGGUAAAGCAUUAAACCAAAUCAUCUGUGAUGACUGCAGGUAAAAGAUGUCGAAGUAGCAUAACAGUGUAGAGAGAAUUAAAAGGUUUAAUUAAACACUCUCAGAAAUUAAAGCAGAUUUUUUUCGACAGCUAAGAAAACGAAAAAAGUGGUUUCAUUCAACAAAUAGUCCACUUCUCAACUGACUGUUCAAAAGAGUUUUAAGGUCUGGACAAACCUGACAAGACUUUCAGACAUUAAACUUACAGUAAACUCUAAAGGUUAUGAUUGUGUUUGAUCCAAUUAUUUAUCUUAUUUAUGAUUUGCCAAUUCCAGUUUAUUCUUGAGUCAGUAAGAGCUCAUCAAAAUCAUCAAAAAGAGGGAUAGAUGAUUGCACAAGCAGUGAAUCUGCAUUUGAAAGCAUUUUAUCCAAAGCUAAACCUAAAAUCUAACUAAAUUAGGAAAUGUUAAAAUAAAUGAAAAUGAUGCUUGACAUGGAUAGAAAGCUUUAAGUUAAGGUGGAAUAUUUGGGAAUCAUCCUUUGUUUGCUCACCUGCAUCUGACAAAAGCAACAUCUGUUUCUGAAUUUGCUUUACCGUAUUUUGACCUCAAAUCCAACUGUACAAACUAAACACAGCUGGCAGCCUAGACUCGCAAAAGAAAUUGCAAUCCUCACAUGAAUAGAGGUGUUACUGCGAUGGUACGAUGCUUUAACUUGCCUGUCGUUGUAUGAGGCAGUAAUCGUGUGAAGUGGUGCAAAACUAUACCUAUGUAUUUAUUAACAUUCAAACCAAAGGAGUGGGCUUUCAUGUAUGUUUUUAUGCAACUGUUCAUCAUUUUUAUCAUGUUCCUGCAUUCUUUGUGCAGUUUUUGCAUAAAUUGAUUGAUUUUGGGGGUCAGAUUCACACUGGAUUCUUGUGGGGACAUUUUGCUGCCUAUUACCUCCCUGUCAGCAUUUUGAGCAACUUAUAGCUUUAGAAGUUCACCUUAAAGACACAUUUUCUUUAGAGAAAACAAAGCAAAUGCAAUUUUUGUUUUGUUUUUCUUCAGUCUUUAUUGUUAGAGUAGUUAAUUUCAAGAUGUGGAGCAUAGGCUAUCGCUCUCGCUAACUUUAGAGCCCAGCUGGACAUGCUUUGAACUGGUGACUGGAACUUUUAUGAAGGAGCCAACUCCUUUCCUGUUGUGCUUAUUCAACUGAGAGGCACAAUGACACCUUUUGACCACUUUUAAUCUCCUGAAGUGAAAUUAAAGAAAUAUCUUUGCGAUCUUUCUUUAGUUUAAUAUUUUUAGGGUUCUUUCUGCUGAGUCUUUUGCACCAGGAAGCAAUUCAUUGUUAUGGCCUAUAUCUAAUUUAUUAUUUCUAGUUUUUCCUUUAGGAAAGCACAUUGAUUGAUUAAACUAGCUGUUAUUACAUUGGUAAUAAAAGGGCAAAUACCAACAAAACUUAAGAGGACCAAGCUGCAGACAACAACACGGCGCCCAGACAUAAUUAGCUGGAACUGGAAGUUCUUCGCCCUUCAAAGUGUACUAUGCUCUGACCGUAACUCCUUAGGCUUUUCACCGAUAUCCAACACAUUACUAAUUUAAGUACUGCAUACCAGUGCAAAACUGCUUUUCUCCAUGACAGAACAAAAGUUACAGUUGUCGAAGGAAUGUAAACACUGGAGCUUAACAGUUUUACAAAUCUGAACACUUUUGUUUGGAUUCUUUCUGUAAGGAAUAUAAUGAUUACCGUUAUUUGCCCCAUUUUAAGCUCGUCUUGUAUACUAAACCGUUUAUUCUCAUUUAAAGGUUUUAAUAAAAGCUGCUACAAUUCUGAAAUCUUUUAGAAUUUCCGCUUCCGGCUAAUGAUGACUGAGCACUAUCUUGUCUGUCAGGUCCUCCUCACAGUAAAUAUCAUGAAAUUUAUUAUAUACCUCUACUGUUGCUCCAGAACUUUUAGAAUUUCAUUGAUUCAUCAUAUCUUCUUGCAAAUUCACUAUUCUUUUAGAAUGUUUUUUUUUUUUUUUUUUUUUCAAUUUUUCUGAGGACAGAUUUCAAUAUGAACAAAAGGGUGUCAAUGGACUGUACCAAGUAAGUUCUCAGAAUAAAAAGGCCAACAUUUCAACAACUUGUCUUCAUUUGCAGACAUUUUCUGUACAGAUGUGUGAUUGGCUGUGCAGCUUUGACCUCCACAUGUCAGACUUCCCGGGGCUUUUUUCACACCACUGUCUAAAGAGUGAAAAUGUAAUGGGACCAGCUGUGUUUUUCUCAUCCAACAUCUCACUCUCACACAGUUUUGCUGUUCAUGUGUCUGUUGAGCCUGGUGAUGUAUUGCUAUCAUUAGCAAAGUGAAGUGCCCCAUCUGGACUUUUAAACAGCCUGGAAUAAUAAAGAACUGUAACCACUGUGGCA